Molecule: messenger RNA, 2550 nt
Organism: Macaca mulatta (Rhesus monkey)
Lineage: Eukaryota; Metazoa; Chordata; Mammalia; Primates; Cercopithecidae
Source: RefSeq, a predicted model, not a curated record
AUGAUAACAUCAGGCCCAAGAGUUAGGGUGGAUGACUAUGUGCAGGGCACAAGUCAGAACUCGGGAAAUACCUACAUUGAUCGCCUUAUUUGUUUUAUUUCUAAACGCCCUUCCUUAGAAGAAAAACUUACCUUUGCAACUUCAGGGCAGGCAGGUGGAUGGCAAAGGAAAGAUACUCAUAUCACUAAUUAUUCACAAAUGUUGACUCAUCUCGAGAGAUAUUCCAAAUGGUCUUCUUGUCCUCAGUACUGGACACAACAAAUUAUGUUGGUUCAAGUUAACCCUGGGGAGACCCAUACCAUCAAGUCUGAUGAUGAGAAUAUUCAGAAUAUUCAAGGAUCAGCUGAUGUUCCUCUGAUGUCACCACCUGGUACUUUGCCAUCAAUCUAUCUCCCUCCUGGCUACAUGUCUCAGGUAGUAGAAGAAAAUGGGAUUCGCAAAAUUAUCAUUGUUCUCAGCAACUAUCACACAUCCAUGCCUGCACCUAUACAAGUAACACACUUUAUAACACCAUCCUCUCCUUUAUAUCCACAAGCCCCUCAGCUUAUGUAUCCCUCAGCUCAAGAGGAAUUUCCACCACCUACAUCCAAGAGUCUGUGCCAUAGCAGCUGUGGCCGCCACCACCACCGCCACCACUCUCGCCACUACCAGCAACGUGUAUAUACCAAGAACAUCAUGGAAUAUGUAAUUUGUGAAACCUAUUCCCAUGGAAUAGCAAAUUAUAACCAACUCAGUGAAAGAGCUGCUAAAAUGGGAGAACAUAUGAAGAAAAAAACUAGACAAGUUGGUGGACAAAAGAAUAGCUAUGUGGCUAACAACACUUCUUUGCUUGCGAACAAAACUAAUGAUUUUUUCAAUAUUUCUGGUACUCCAAGCACUGUUAACUAUGCUCCAAGCACCUACACUGUUGACAAUACUUUGAGCACCUACACUGUGAAAAAUACUUUGAACGCUUACACUGUGGACAAUACUUUGAACGCUUACACUGUGGACAAUACUCCAGGUACCUACACUGCAAGCAAUGUAAAUGUUUACACUGGCAGUACUCCCAGUACUUACACUGUUCACAGCCCUCCAAGCACUAACAUUGCUGACAAAACUCCCAGAAAUUCUUCCAUUGACCAUGUCCCUAGCAUUUCCAUCUCAGACACUACUCUGAGCCCUGCUACCUCUGAUGGCAUUCUGAACCCUUCUAGCACUAAUCAUACUCCCAAGACUGCCACCUCUGACAGAAAUCACAGAUCAUCUGAUAGUACUCCCAAACCAUCAAGUAUUGACAGUACUCCAAGCUCUUCUAUUUCUCACAGUGCUCCCAACACUUUCAUCUCUGAAAAUGCUCCCAGCACUUCUGACAUUGAUAAUGCUCUCAAUACUUCCAACACUGCCAGUGCUGAGAUUGAGACUAGACAUAGAAAGAAACAGAGUGCUAUAGGAGAUUAUCUUCACAGUGGUGAUGGAGUUACCUUUACCCUAGUUGAUCUACAAUCAUCCAUGGCCUGGUUUUUAAGAGUAACAACCAUAAGAGGCUCAGAACACACAACUGUGUUUGAAGUGGUUAGUUUCAUAACCCCAAGUUGCAAACCGGACCCUCCACUUGCACCCAGACUGAUUAACAGAUCCAAGAGCAGCCUGAAUUUACAGUGGAAAGGUUCCAAUGAUAAUCGUUCCAAAAUAAACAGUUUCCUUUUGGAAUGGGAUGAAGUAUACAGCAAAGGUGAAGACUUCAAAAGUUGCUAUAUGAGUAUCAUAAAACAGCACAAGAUCCUUGGACUGAGUGUUUCUACAAAAUACUCAUUCAGAUUAGCUGCCAAAAAUAACUCUGGCUUGAAUGAUUUCAGUUAAACAGCAGUCUUCCAUACAUCAGGAACUAUGCCUCCAACACCUCCGCCUCCUAAGCUAAAAGAAGCAAGAAUCCGUUAUUUGUCAUUAGACUGGUGUGCCCCAACAAACCCAAAUGACACCCCUACUUAUGUACUAGAAAUGGAGGAAGCAGUAUCUGGUUUAGAUUUUAAGCCGAAAUACAAUGGAGAAGACUUUUCAUGCACUAUAAGAAGUCUUCAGAGAAGUACUACAUACAAGGGUAAGAUCUUUGCCUGCAAUAUGGAAGGAAGAAGCAACUCCAGUGGAGAAGUAAAAUAUACUACCUGUCCAGAUAAAACUGGAUCCCCUAGAAAACCAUAUAUAAAGGGAAAGAUCCAUGCACACAGUGUAAAAAUGGGAUGGAAACCAUCCAAAGAUAAUGGUGGAACAUACAUUUCAAGUUACAGUUUAGAAGUUAGUGAAAAUUCAGAUGUGAAUCUCUGGAACAUAAUUUACAGUGGCAACAAAAGGGAAUUUCUAUAUAAUCACCUGCAACCUGGUACUGCAUAUAAACUGAGAGUCUUUUGUAACUCACUUAUAGUCCAGACAGCUCCUUCAGAUAUAUUGACUAUUCAAACACCUACUCUUUCUCCUGCAUCAUGCUGUCCUCCACCCUUGAAUGGUAAGACAAAAUCCAGAGAAACCAAUGUCCUAUGCAGUGAGGCUUCUUUGUAUGAUUUGUAUGACUAA